Electrophorus electricus (electric eel) is the source of this 2990-nucleotide messenger RNA. It is a transcript of the gene mipepa, whose product is annotated as mitochondrial intermediate peptidase a. The record is from RefSeq and is a predicted model, not a curated record. Gene Ontology annotation, cellular component: mitochondrion. Gene Ontology annotation, molecular function: metalloendopeptidase activity. Gene Ontology annotation, biological process: peptide metabolic process. NCBI's taxonomy places the organism in Eukaryota, Metazoa, Chordata, Actinopteri, Gymnotiformes, Gymnotidae.
AGGACGCUGGCGCUAGGUGGCGAUAUAACGCUCUUCAAACUCCCCAAAGUCGCUGAAGAAAAAAAAAAAAAAAAACACCACGUGACCGUCAUACAACCUCGCUAGCGUAGAUCGUCGUAAAUGACCGUGGCGCUGCACAUUUGCGCCGGUCUACCAUGGCAGCCCGCAAACCGCUGCUGGGCGGCAGUAAGGCUUUGGAGGAAGGUCACCACGUGGUCAGCUGUUGGAGCUGCCUUCAACUCCAACCCCGUCAGGAGACUGGACCUGCUCCAGCGUCACGUGGGCUUGUUCGGGGUCCCAGAGCUGAGCUCCACGGAGGGCUUUGAGCGGGUCCAGAGGAGGGCUUUACUGGAGGCUGAGCAGCUGGUGGCCAAAGCGUGCAGAACUGCACCGGGUGCUUCAACCGUGGAGGUGUUCGACAAACUCUCCGACACUUUAUGCAGAGUGGCGGAUCUGGCGGACUUCAUCAAAGUGGCACACCCAGACCCAGAGUAUCGUGAAGCGGGAGAGAAGACGUGCAUAAAGAUCGGUACCGCAGUAGAGAAGCUUAACACUAAUGUUGAGUUAUGCAGAAGUUUAAAGAACUUGUUGGACAAUCAGGAGGUUAUGGAUCAACUGGAUCCAGAAACAAGGAGAGUGGCUGAACUCUUCAUGUUCGACUUUGAGAUCAGCGGGAUCCACCUGGACGAGGAACAGAGGAAGGAGGCAGUUGACCUGAACGUUAAACUCUUGGAUCUGAAUAACCAGUUCCUCAUGGGCUGCCACAUGCCAAACAGAAUAGACGGACGUGCUCUCCCUACUCACAUUCACCACCAUUUCACCAGUGAAGGGAAUUACCUGCAAAUUGGAGGACUGCAUGCUGAUUCCCCAGAUGAUGUGGUUCGAGAAGUGGCCUACAGGAUCUUCCUGUACCCUAACAGAGACCUGAUGGACAUCCUCGAUCAGCUGUUGUCCUGCAGGAACAAACUGGCUCGGCUGGUGGGCUACGAGUCAUACGCACACCGAGCACUGCGGGGGACUAUGGCCAAGAACCCCGAUAACGUGAUGAACUUCCUACAGCUUUUGACAGACAAACUCAAAGACAGGACUGAAAAGGAUUUUAAAAUGAUGAAAGACAUGAAGUGCAAACUCAAUCCCAGAAAUCCGGAUCUUAUGCCAUGGGACCAUUCAUAUCUAAGCGGUGUCAUACGUGCUGAGAGGUUCAACAUCGAGCCCAGUCUGUACAGCCCCUACUUCUCUCUGGGGUCCUGUAUGGACGGCCUGAACGCUCUCUUCACACAGCUCUAUGGCGUGUCCCUGCUGGCUGAGCAGCCCAGCGCCGGAGAGGUGUGGAGCGAGGACGUGCGCAAGCUGGCGGUGGUACAUGAAACCGAAGGCUUACUGGGAUACAUCUACUGUGACUUCUUUAUCAGACCUGACAAACCUCAUCAGGACUGCCACUUCACCGUGCGCGGCGGGCGGAUGCAGGACGACGGCCGCUACCAGCUGCCCGUGGUGGCGCUGAUGCUGAGCCUCCCCCGGCCGGGCCGGGACGCCCCCACCCUCCUCACCCCCGCCAUGAUGGAGAACCUGUUCCACGAGAUGGGUCACGCCAUGCACUCCAUGCUUGGACGCACCCGCUACCAGCACGUGACUGGCACAAGAUGUGCCACUGAUUUUGCCGAGGUCCCCUCCAUUCUGAUGGAAUACUUUGCCACAGACUAUCGCGUUAUCAGCCAGUUUGCCCGGGACUAUCAGACAGGGCAGCCUUUGCCGCAGAGCAUGGUGACCCGUCUCUGCGAGUCCAAGAAGGUGUGUGGUGCGGCAGACACACAGCUCCAGGUUUUCUACGCAGCCUUGGACCAGGCUUAUCAUGGCAAACCCCAGAGUCGCUCAACAACAGACAUCUUGAUAGACCUGCAGCAGAAGUACUACGGCCUGCCGUGUGUCCCCAACACAGCCUGGCACCUGCGGUUCAGCCACCUCGUAGGUUACGGGGCGAAGUACUACUCCUACCUGAUGUCCAGGGCUGUGGCGUCCAUGGUGUGGAGGCAGUGUUUCCAAAAAGACCCCUUAAACAGAGAUACAGGAGAGCGCUACCGCAGAGAGAUGCUGGCCCACGGAGGAGGGAGAGAACCCAUGCAGAUGGUGGAAGACAUGUUGCAGAAAAAGCCAUCCAUGGAGGACUUUGUGGAUGCCCUUGUAUCAGAAAUGGACCCAGACUUUGAGAGCAUCAUCAUGGACUCGGAAAAUUAACCUCCCAGCUGUGAAGCCCUUCUGCUUAGUGUGAUAGUAGUCUGGAGUACAUUAAAAACAGAGAAAAAUAUGAUCAUUACAGCUAUUCUCUGUUACAUGAUGCAUUCAAAUGGCCUUUUUUUGCCAGUGAAGAUUGAAAAUCAUGUCCAAGUUCAUUUUUAUGUUUAAUUUUUGUUAUGGCCUCAGUCAGUGCCGGAGGCGUUGACUUGUAUGCAUGUUUCCUGUGCGCAGUUUGCUUUGCUUUUUAAACAUUCCCCUCUGUCGCACUCACCUCCAUGUCUCUGUCAGGUCUGCUGUUAAUCUGUUUUCAUGUCUGGUCCGAGAGAGUUCGUCAUUAGAGGAUCAUCAAAUACUGGCAAAUGGGUUGAAAGUUAUGUAGAGUUUUAACCCUCAGUGUUUAGUGUCGGAUCUCUGUGUCUGGGUGUUUAUCUGCUGCUAUCCUGACCCAAAGCCCCCACGUUUACAGUCCCACAGCGAAUGUUCAGCUGUCAGAAUUCCCCUCUGGCCUGCUUUCGCCCUGUGGAAUGUUGGCUGGGUUCCCCUAAACUGUCUCUUUAGUUAGAAAGCUCCGUUUAAAUGAUGGAUUUUGGUGUGGAACACUCCUGUGAAAAAUAUCCUGGGGAUUUCCAUUAAAAACAGAUGAAACUGGGACAAAGCUGUUUUAGGAAAAAUCAGUCUGUAUAUAAGUGCAUUUUCACCCAAUGCAACUGACAUGAAAUCAUGUUUCAGAAAUACAAAAUGACAUUGGAAUUCAA